Messenger RNA from Prunus dulcis (almond), 819 nucleotides. RefSeq names its product cysteine-rich repeat secretory protein 38-like. The coding region runs from base 1 to 819 and encodes 272 amino acids. The transcript has a single exon. Lineage: Eukaryota; Viridiplantae; Streptophyta; Magnoliopsida; Rosales; Rosaceae. The record is from RefSeq and is a predicted model, not a curated record.
AUGGGCCGUAAGCAACCUAAAGGCAUAAUGGUUUCCACUAAAUUUCUAUUAUUUCUUCCCUUAAUUUUGUUACCGAUCAUCGGUACUCAAGCCAUUGAUAUGUUCUGUCUUGAUGCAUUUUCUAACACCACCAUUCUCAAUGACAACUAUCACAGAAACGUCAAUGGUGCUUUGUCCUCCCUCAUCUCCUCUAACAAUAGUAAUGGGUACUGGUUUUACAGUUACUCCUACGGCGAAAACUCCAACAAAGUUUAUGCAAAUGGGCUUUGCAGAGGGGAUUUGAAGCCUGCUGCUUGCGUUACUUGCCUCAACAGCUCCAUGUAUGCCCUCAUGGAGGGUUGCCCUAAUAAUAGGGAGGCAAGUUUGUGGACCGAAGGCUGCAAGUUACGAUAUUCAAACCACUCCAUGCCAGGAAACGUGGAAUUGCUUCCAUCUUCAACGUCCUAUAGCAACAAAAAUGUGUCAUCGUCGUCGUCGGUCGUCGAAGGGUUUAAUCAGCGGCUGGUGGCGUUAUUGGGAGAACUAAAAGUGGAAGCGGCAGCCGGUGGUGACGUUCUUAAGUUUGCAGUGGGAAAUGCAAGUGUUUCUAUAUAUUCUAAUAACAUAAGUACAAUAUAUGGACUUGCGCAGUGCAAUCCAGAUUUGUCUGAGCUGGGAUGUAAUAAUUGCUUAGGUGAAGCUCUUGGAAGCCUCCAAAAAUAUUGUUAUGGGAAUGGUUUUGGGAAAUAUGCUAAUCCCAGCUGUGACUUAAGGUAUGAGCUUAAUUACCACUUCUUUGCCCCUGCAAAUCAGACAGUACCAGCGGCAUUGUCACAAUGA